Papaver somniferum (opium poppy) is the source of this 930-nucleotide messenger RNA. RefSeq lists its product as uncharacterized. Lineage: Eukaryota; Viridiplantae; Streptophyta; Magnoliopsida; Ranunculales; Papaveraceae. The record is from RefSeq and is a predicted model, not a curated record. The coding region runs from base 1 to 930 and encodes 309 amino acids. The transcript is spliced from 2 exons.
AUGGAAUUUCUUUCUAGAUCUCUUUUAAUAGCUGAGUCUAAUAAAUCUAUUACUGGAAUUAGAGUGUCUAGAAAAGCUCCUGCUAUUUCUCAUUUGCUUUUUGCAGAUGAUAUUCUCAUCUUUGGUCAAGCUGAUAUGCAACAUGUUAAUGAUAUUCUAAGGAUUUUGCAAAAUUUUGGUACUCUUUGUGGUCAGAUGCUUAAUUUUGAUAAGUCUUGUGUGUACUUCAGUCAUAACCUUGAACCUGAUUAUUGUGACUAUCUUGCUACAACUCUUAACAUGUCUAUUGUCACAGAUUCUGAGAAAUAUUUGGGUGCUCCUUUGUUGUUAGGACACUCAAAGGUAAAAUCUUUUGAUCCCAUUAUGCAUUCUUUUGAAGCUAGACUCAAGAGUUAUGUGAGUAUCACUCUUAAUCAAGCUGGUAGAUCUACCUUGAUUAAAUCUGUUUUGAAUUCUCUUCCUACUUAUCAAAUGUCUUGCUUCAAAAUUCCUACAACUUUGCUUAAUAAACUUGAUUCUCUCCAGCUGAAUUUCUGGUGCGGUCAUAAGUCUGGUAAAGGUAUUAAAUUUGUAGGCUGGGAUAGUAUAAACAAGUCUAAGGAGAUGGGAGGAUUAGGUUUUAGGGAUCUUGAAACUUUUAACACUGCCCUCAUUUGCAAACUUGUUUGGAAAAUUGUUAUAGAGGAUAAAGAAUUAUGGGUGCAAAUUUUAAGUGCUAAGUACUUUAAGAAUUGCAGCAUUCUUCAUCGGAUAAGCUUAAUGAGAAUUGUUCCUGGAUUUGGAGGGGUAUUUAUAGAAAAUACUAGGUCCUGGAAUGCUCAGUUAGUUCAUUAUCUCUUUAAUGAGGAUUGUGCUAAAAAAGUUCUUGCUAUGAAUGUUCAUGUGAUUGGUAAAGAUUCUCUUAUUUGGUUGUCAGACAGGAAGGGUUAA